AUAUUUCAAAACCCCUCCUUCGGACGCCCAUAAAAGGGAAGGCGAUGCAGGCAAGAUUUCCUUCGCCACAGAGUUCCAAAAGCUCAUUUCCAGAAUCGUGAAACUUCAGCCCUUUCCCAUCGUUUCUCUAACCUUCUUUCAUUCCACCUCUCUGCAAUGGAUAUUCGCACGAAAUCAACUCGAGCUUCCAACUCUCCUUUCGACUGCCUUCUCUUCGAUCUAGACGACACUCUCUACUCUUCCAAGGCCGGAAUCGCCGAAGCCUGCAAGAAAAACAUCGACGAAUUUCUCGUAAAGAAAUGUGGAUUUGCAGCAGAACAAGCAUCGGAUCUCAGAAUCGAGCUUUUCAGGACUUACGGAAGCUCCCUUGCCGGUCUCAGGGCUUUAGGCUACGAUAUCAACGCUGACAACUAUCACAGUUUCGUGCACGGAUCUCUGCCGUACGAAAGGCUCAAACCAGAUCUACGGCUCCGAAGCGUCUUGCAGAGCAUCACGCUAAGGAAAAUCAUUUUUACAAAUUCGGACAGGAAUCACGCGAGGAAAGUUCUAGAAAGGCUCGGAUUGGAAGACUGCUUCGACGAGAUAAUCUGCUUCGAGACUCUCAAUCCGAACAUCUCGAAAUCGAAGAGCCCAGAAGAAUUUCCGGUGUUGUUGAAGCCGUCGAUUGAGGCCAUGAAAAUCGCCGUGGAAGUGGCGGCAGCAGAUCCUCGCCGCACGCUGUUUUUCGAUGACAACGACCGUAAUAUCAUUGCCGGGAAAGCUUUGGGUCUUCGCACUGCACUGGUUGGUAAACCAGUGAAAAGCAAGGAAGCGGACUAUCUCGUGGAAAGCAUUGUGAAUCUAGAGAAAAUAAUUCCGGAAAUAUGGGCAAAUAGGAAGGAGGGAAGCAUUGAGCGUACACGGAGCGACAUGGAAUCGAUGCUUGAAGCCACUCCUGUCGGGGCUUAAUGACAAUAAACAAUGCAAUAAGUGAUGGUGGUUGUGCUAAGUCCCGUCCUGCUUUUUUACUCAAGCGCGGGUCCACUCAUGUACAUGGCUCACAUCAUUUUCACGUGUCUUGCGUGAUGUAUGCAUCGAAGGUUAAUAUGAUAUUGUGGAUGGUGUACAUAUGAAUAAGCAUGGUUUCGUGAGGCUUUUAACUC
Magnolia sinica is the source of this 1142-nucleotide messenger RNA. RefSeq lists its product as uncharacterized. The record is from RefSeq and is a predicted model, not a curated record. NCBI's taxonomy places the organism in Eukaryota, Viridiplantae, Streptophyta, Magnoliopsida, Magnoliales, Magnoliaceae. The coding region runs from base 157 to 948 and encodes 263 amino acids. The transcript is spliced from 8 exons.